AUGGGCGUUGUAGCACCGAAGCCGAUUGUCCUCCACCUCGGAGAUGCAAUCAAAUACAACCACGAUUUCUACAGAAACGAAUUCCAAUCACGCUUCGAUGUCAUCCAGGCUACAGAAACAGACCGUGAAUCCUUCAUCCAAGCACUAAAGACCAAGAAAUACGGUGCAUUUUCAGCCUUAUUCCGCCCACACUUCCAAACAGGCGGAUUCAUGGGACAAUGGGAUAAAGAAUUAAUCUCCCACCUCCCACCCAGUGUCCGAAUCUUCGCCUCAGCAGGUGCAGGCUUCAACUGGGCCGAUGUCGAUAUUCUAGGCGAACACAACAUCUGGUAUACCAACGGCGCAGGCGCAUCAGACGAAGCAGUCUCCGAUACAGCAUUAUAUAUGAUCCUAAGUGUGUUCCGCAACUUCACGCGGGCACAACUCGCAGCGCGAACGGCAGACCCGGAGAUCUUCACUGCAACACACAAAAUGAUUGCGACGAUCUCGCAGAACCCGCGGGGCCAUAUUCUCGGUGUUGUUGGGUUUGGAAAUAUCAGCAAGAAACUGGUUUAUAAGGCGCGUAUGGCGCUUGGGAUGGAGAUUCAUUAUUUUGAUAUUGUGCGUGCUGAUUCGAGCGUUGAGAGUGAGCUCCAGGCGACGUACCACGAUUCUUUGGAUGAGUUGCUCAAAGUUGCGGAUUGUGUUUCUUUGCAUACGCCACUGAACUCGCAUACUUUGGAUCUUAUCGGCGACAAAGCUUUUGGUUUGAUGAAACCUGGUAGUCGAAUUGUUAAUACUGCUCGGGGGGAGGUUCUCAAUGAGGAUGCAUUGAUCAAGGCGUUGAAAUCGGGUCAUAUUUCUGCGGCAGCAUUGGACGUGCAUUAUCAUGAGCCUCAGGUGUCUCCAGUGUUGGCUGGUAUGGAAAAUGUUACCCUAACUACACAUAUUGGGGGCGGAGCACUUGAAACGAGGAUCGAAUUUGAGUUGAAUGCUAUGCGCAAUAUUCUGUCUGUGGUGGGUGAUAAAGGGGAGUCCAAGGGAGAGCCUAUCACGCCUGUUAACAGAAAGGCAUUUGAGGCAUAA
Molecule: messenger RNA, 1065 nt
Organism: Penicillium soppii
Lineage: Eukaryota; Fungi; Ascomycota; Eurotiomycetes; Eurotiales; Aspergillaceae
Product: D-mandelate dehydrogenase-like dehydrogenase
Exons: 2
Coding region: 1-1065 (354 amino acids)
Cellular component (GO): cytosol
Molecular function (GO): glyoxylate reductase (NADPH) activity; hydroxypyruvate reductase [NAD(P)H] activity; NAD binding
Source: RefSeq, a predicted model, not a curated record